AACCCAAAGCUGUGUUUGAUUCAGCAACCCUGCCACGUGUACGUCGUCCUGCAAUUGCCUUACGGAGACACGGGUCCCACUUGUCAGCUCUACCCACGAACCCACGUCCUAUUUAUAUUAACUCCUACCGUCUUUAUCACGUAUUCGUCGAAGAGCCCCCAUGUUGAUGAUGGUGGUGGAGUGCUCGCCGGAGAUUCUCCGGCUGAGUCAAGGAGAAGGCGCCACGUCCGCCGGCGCCUUUGCUGCCCAUGCUGGAGAUUCUUCUCGACGAUUUCUUGUCUCCCCCGACGCUGACGAUGUUGUCGGCGGCCUCAUCUCCGACCUCGAGUCCUCCUCCGUGGAGUCCCAGCGCCGUGCCGCCAUGGAGCUGCGCCUCCUCGCCAAGCACAGCGCCGAUAACCGCCUCCGCAUCGCCCGCGCCGGCGCCAUCGCGCCGCUCGUCGCCCUCCUCUCCCACCCGGAUCCUCUUCUCCAGGAGCACGGCGUCACCGCCAUCCUCAACCUCUCCCUCUGCGACGACAACAUGGAGCUCAUCGCGGCCGCGGGAGCCGUCCGCCACCUCGUGCGUGCGCUCCGCUCGGGCACCCCACAGGCCCGCGAGAACUCCGCCUGCGCCCUCCUCCAUCUCGCCCAGACCGAUGACCUCCGCGCUUCGAUCGGCCGCGCCGGAGCCAUCCCGCCCCUCGUCGCGCUCCUGGAGACCGGCGGCGCCCGAGGAAAGAAGGAUGCGGCGACGGCCCUCUUCUCCCUCCUGGCGGCCGAUGAGAACAAGCUGCGGGCGGUGGAGGCAGGGGUGGUGCGUCCCCUGCUAGAUCUCAUGGCCGAUCCACAGUCCGGCAUGGUGGACAAAGCGGCGUACGUGCUCUACGAGGUCGUAUCGUCGCCGGAUGGCCGGGCAGCCGCAGUGGAGGAGAGCGCGAUCCCAGUUCUGGUGGAGAUGGUGGAAUCCGGCAGCCGGCGGCAGAAGGAUCUGGCAAUGCUGUCUCUCUUGGAGAUUUGCGAGGCGAGCGCCGCCUACCGGAGGAUGGUGGUACGCGAGGGCGCCAUUCCGCCGCUCAUCGCCCUCGCCCAGAACGCCUCCAAGAAGAAUAUGAAGCAGAAGGCGGAGGCGUUGGUCGAGCUCUUGCGACAGCCGACCGGACCAUCAACCUCUGCAGCCCGAUAGGAGUAGGAAAACAGCCAGGGUGUCAUUGUAAAUAUAAAACAAUCAGGGUGUUAUUGUAAAUACAAAACAGAGUGCGAGAUUAGUGCACGAACGGGAGCUCUCAGAUGUUGUUGCCAUCGCCAUAGACCUUCCACGCGGCGGCGCCGGCGACGCCCAUGGGAUCUAUUGCUCGCGUCCAUUAAAUUGAAUCGCCGUCGGCAUGGCAUGUGAUGGUGAGUGGGCGCCCACCUAUGUGUACCAACCCUCUCACGGCGACACGUGGCUUACGAAGAGCUGUCGUGUAUAAAUAUGGAUAGCGAUGCUGCUCCAUUUGCUAGGGACGGCGGCCAUAUGUGCGUCGACCGUCUAAAGAGGUUUGACUUAGAGUGGUUAGUGAGGGGCCAUCAGUGUCACAUGUCAAUCCCCUUGCAUAAUAGGUUCAAUGUAUACAAUAAAACUCUUCUCUAUCUCCUAGUCGUUAUUAACUUGACGUAUAAUCUGAUUAUGAAUUAUGAGAAUCUGAGGAGCAUG
Molecule: messenger RNA, 1675 nt
Organism: Zingiber officinale
Lineage: Eukaryota; Viridiplantae; Streptophyta; Magnoliopsida; Zingiberales; Zingiberaceae
Product: U-box domain-containing protein 4-like
Exons: 2
Coding region: 161-1165 (334 amino acids)
Cellular component (GO): cytoplasm; nucleus
Molecular function (GO): protein binding
Source: RefSeq, a predicted model, not a curated record